AUGGCGAAGGACCUGGACGAGCUCUUGGAUGAGGUCGAAUCCAAGUUUUGCAGACCAGACCCACUCAGACUGGGCAUGGUCGAGCGGCCCAGAGGCUGCGUCGGCGGCAUCCUCAGCAACGACCGGAACCAAGCCGAAGCGAAAGAGAAUCUCAGAUCAACAGAAACAUUUGCAAAAGAAGAUGAUCUUGACAGUCUUAUUAGUGAAAUAUUUGAAGAGCCCAACUUUGACAAAAAACCUUUUAAAUUAAAAUCUAAAUCUUCAGGUAACACAUCUGUCAGAGCUCCCAUUCAAGGCCUUGGUAAAAGCUGCAGCCCAGUGUACCUUGGUGGAAGCACUGCUCCAUGUGGAAUUGGAACAAAUACUUCACAGAGAGCUUGUGACCAUCUGCGUUGUGUAGCAUGUGAUUUCUGGGUAGUAAGCUACGACGACUUUAUGUGGGACAAAUCAUGCGAUUAUCUGUUUUUCAGGAACAACAUGCCAGAAUUCCACAAAUUAAGAACAAAGUUGGUAAAGAAGAAAGGAACACGGGCCUAUGCCUGCCAGUGCAGCUGGAGAACUAUUGAAGAACUGACUGACCUUCAGACCGAACAUCAGCUUCGUUGGGUUUGUGGUAAACAUUAA
Messenger RNA from Puma concolor (puma), 624 nucleotides. RefSeq names its product cilia and flagella associated protein 418 (gene CFAP418). The record is from RefSeq and is a predicted model, not a curated record. Lineage: Eukaryota; Metazoa; Chordata; Mammalia; Carnivora; Felidae. Gene Ontology annotation, cellular component: cytosol.